CGCCUGAAGCCGUUCCAUGCUACAGAUUCUCGUCGACACUGGAAGCAGUAACUUCGCCGUGGCAGGUGCCCCCCAUUCCUACGUAGACACCUACUUUGACGCAGAGAGGUCCAGCACCUACCGCUUCAAGGGCUUCGAAGUCACUGUGAAGUACACACAGGGCAGCUGGACUGGCUUCGUGGGGGAGGAUGUGGUCACCAUCCCAAAGGGCUUCAAUAGUUCGUUUCUUGUCAACAUCGCCACUAUUUUCAAGUCAGAGAAUUUCUUUCUGCCUGGGAUCAAAUGGAAUGGAAUACUUGGACUUGCUUAUGCCACCCUGGCCAAGCCAUCAAGCUCUCUGAAGACCUUCUUCGAUUCCCUGGUGACUCAAGCAAAGAUCCCCAACGUCUUCUCCAUGCAGAUGUGUGGGGCGGGACUGCCAAUUGCCGGAUCUGGUACCAACGGAGGUAGUCUUGUCCUGGGUGGAAUUGAACCCAGUCUGUAUACAGGAGACAUCUGGUAUACCCCCAUAAAGGAGGAGUGGUAUUAUCAGAUAGAAAUUCUGAAACUGGAAAUCGGAGGCCAGAGCCUUAAUCUGGACUGCAAAGAGUACAACGCAGACAAGGCCAUCGUGGACAGCGGCACCACGCUGCUGCGCCUGCCCCAGAAGGUGUUCGACGCGGUGGUGGAGGCCGUGGCCCGCACGUCCAUGAUUCCAGAAUUUUCUGACGGGUUCUGGAGCGGGGCCCAGCUGGCGUGCUGGGCGAAUUCUGAAACGCCUUGGUCCUACUUCCCUAAGAUCUCCAUCUACCUGAGGGAGGAGAACUCGAGCCGAUCCUUCCGCAUCACCAUCCUGCCUCAGCUGUACAUCCAGCCCAUGAUGGGGGCUGGCCUGAACUACGAGUGCUACCGAUUCGGCAUCUCCUCCUCUACCAACGCGCUGGUGAUCGGUGCCACCGUGAUGGAAGGCUUCUAUGUGGUCUUCGACAGAGCGCACAAGAGGGUGGGCUUUGCUGCCAGCCCGUGCGCAGAGAUGGCAGGUGCUCCAGUGUCUGAGAUCGCGGGGCCCUUCUCCACCGAAGACAUAGCCAGCAACUGUGUCCCCGCCCAGGCUUUGAAUGACCCCAUCCUGUGGAUCGUCUCCUACACCCUCAUGAGCGUGUGCGGAGUCAUCCUCCUCAUCCUGAUCCUCCUGCUGCUCAUCCCCUUCCAGUGCCGGCACACGCCCCGCGACCCCGAGGUAGUCAACGAUGAGUCCUCUCUCGUCAGGCAUCGCUGGAAGUGAAGAGCCACGUCUGACUCUCUGACCUUGACCUUGGCUCUCCACAGGACUCGGCGUCCAGGGUCGGGCCAGGCUCCUUCCUCUGUGCGUUGGUGGGGAAUCUCGUCCUGCUCCCACAUGCCUUCCAGAUUCACUGUACCUUGAUUAUUCUUGAUCUUAAAGCUUCCGGUUCUUCUUUCCUACUUCCAAGAAAAAUGGUAAUAAAAAACACCUCAUUCUAAACCAAAAUGGAGUGGAUCCGGCUUCAGGCUUUACGGAGCUGCAAACUGACCAGGUGUGCCAUCAGAAAAAAAAAAAAAAGAAAAGAAAAGAAAA
Messenger RNA from Ictidomys tridecemlineatus (thirteen-lined ground squirrel), 1576 nucleotides. The record is from RefSeq and is a predicted model, not a curated record. Lineage: Eukaryota; Metazoa; Chordata; Mammalia; Rodentia; Sciuridae.